GCUGUGUUCUUUGUGUUUUGGAAAAGAAAAAAUAAACUAUGUGAGGAUGUGAAUAAAAUCGACAAGGAAUUAUCGACCAGAAACAAAUAUUUUAACUGUGAAAAGUGACGAUUGUAGUUUGAUAUUUAAGCAUUAAAAGUAUAUGUUUUAAAAAUCGAAAAAGAAUAAGCAUGAACUCUUGAGCUUUAUGGCACAUUCGGUCAUAGACUGAGUAGAAAAAUCCCUACAUAUUGUAAAAGAAAAGAAAGGAAAAAUAAUAAUCCAAGGCGGAUAGUGUUGGAUUUCUCGACCUCGAAGCAAAGGUCGUCGCUCGUUCUCCAUCUCGACCCCCUUUCCCGCCCCCCCCUCCCCAGGAGUGAAGGACACGCCCCCACCCCCCUCGGCUCCCUCCCCAGGCUCCCCCGUGCGGCGAUGGAAAGGAUGGCGGGGACGGCCGAACACCACAGCAUAUGCCCGAUCCUGGUCCGGCUGUGGCUCCUGUUCACCAUCUUCCACCAUGCACAAGGAGUGAAGCCGCGGGACCCGAGCUUCCUCUCCGAAAUCCAGAACAUGACUGUCUCCGAGGGAAGGACGGUCAAGUUCGCCUGCCGCGUCGAUAACUUGGGCAUACACAAGGUGGCGUGGAUCCACUACGAGAACUCGGCGAUCCUGACGGUGUCCAACCACGUGAUCACCCGCAACGAGCGCAUCACCGUCAGCCACGACAAGCACCAGAAGACGUGGUACCUGCACAUCUCGGACGUGCGCGAGACCGACACCGGGAAGUACAUGUGCCAGAUCAACACGGCGUCGGCCAUGACCAUCGCCGGGUUCCUCACCGUCGUCGUGCCACCUGACAUCGUGGACAACGAGAGCACCGGCGACGUGAUCGCGCAGGAAGGCAACGACAUCAAACUGCGGUGUCGCGCGCGCGGAUCCCCGAGGCCCACCGUCAUCUGGAAGCGCGAGGACGGCGAGUCCAUCACCGUCAACAAGUCCACGACAGUGACCGAGUACCAGGGCGAGGUUCUGCGUCUGAGCAAGGUGAGCAGGAUGGACAUGGGCCCCUACCUGUGCAUCGCGUCCAACGGCCACCCGCCCACCGUCAGCAAGCGGAUUCUCGUCAGCGUUGACUUCCCCCCGAUGCUGUGGAUCCCGCACCAGCUGAUCGGGGCGGCGCAGGGGCAGACGGUGGUCCUCGAGUGCUUCACGGAGGCGCAUCCGACCUCGCUCAAUUACUGGACCCGCGGAGAUGGCAACAUGAUUUACGACUCGGAGAAGUACCACAUCGAGAACCGCGAGGGGAACCCCGACUACAAGAUCCACAUGCUCCUGACGGUGCGGUACCUCGAGCCGCAGGACUUCGGGACGUACCGCUGCGUGGCUAAGAACCCUCGCGGCGAGACGGACGGCACCAUCAAGAUAUACGACUCGGGCCCCCCUCCGACCUCGGCGCUGCCCCUCACCACGGAAGCGGAGAUGUUCGAGAAGAUCAACAAUCAAGUCUGGGACAAGUCAGAGAAUCGUACCCACAAGCGGCCUAACCCUCAAGCAGUGAGUGGAAAAGAUGGAGAAGAGGAGGAGAUUUACGCGACCAACGAGGAGCGCAGUUUGAACCUUCCGGCCGUGGACGAGAGCUCAGCAGCCUCGAGAGCCCUUUGCAGCCUCCACCUCUCCCUGUUGCUCGUGGCGGCCUUGCUUCGGGGUCGCCUCUUCUGAAACACUUAAAGCCCGAAGCAAAACCCUACGCUUGUGUGAAUCAGAUGUACGCUUCUCCGCCAACAGUGACCGGUGUCACUUGUUUGAGUCUUUUGUGAUGUUUUCGCCACGCCCUCAACUUCCUAUGUCAAAAAAGUAACUGAAGAGGUCGAGGGGAAUCGUGGUUUUAUAGAAAAUUAGAAUUUUAUGGUUUCCGUUAGGAUCAUGGACGACCAAGAUUUCUUCUAACGCUCUAUAGAAGGAUGUAUAUGAGAAGAUCGGUCGCUAUCGGAAGGCUUUUAUUGUCUAAGUCGUUAGACGAUACAGGCCGACAUCCCAUGCUGUUUCAGGCGCCAAGGGUGGACUCGCCUAUUGCUCACACAGAGAAAAGAAUCUACAAUGUGUCUUUAAACACUGUCUUUACUUGCAUGACUUGACCAAAUGUCACGGAAAAGGGAAUGUGACGAUUUCUGUUAAACUUUAAGUAUUUUGAAUAAACAUAUUCUUGGUUC
Messenger RNA from Penaeus vannamei (Pacific white shrimp), 2189 nucleotides. The record is from RefSeq and is a predicted model, not a curated record. Lineage: Eukaryota; Metazoa; Arthropoda; Malacostraca; Decapoda; Penaeidae.